UUCUCCGCGAGUCAACUGUAGACAAGUGUAGAGCGACACGAGAGGAACAGUAUUGUAAGAAAAAUAGCGCUUUCAUCGACGAGACUUAUUUGUGAAGCUCCUCUUUCUGCCGGUGGCGCCCCCUGCAGUAGUGGAUGUGGUAUGACCCUGUGUGGCAGGAAGGUGUUGACGGUGCUAAGCAGCGUAUUCGCUGUGUGCGCACUGGGCCUGCUGGGCAUCGCUGUCAGUACUGACUACUGGCUCUAUCUGGAGGAGGGUGUCAUCCUGCCCCUCAACCAGAGCACUGAGUUACGCAUGUCCCUGCACUCGGGCCUCUGGAGGGUCUGCUUCACAGCUGGAGAUGAGAAGGGCCGUUGUUUCACCAUUGAGUAUGUGAUGCCCACCAACGUGCAGCUGACGUCGGAGUCUACAGUUAGUGUGCUGAAGAUGAUCCGUUCAGCCACUCCUUUCCCUCUGGUUAGUCUCUUCUUCUUGUUCAUUGGUUUUGUCCUGAGCAACAUCGGUCAUAUCCGGCCCCACCGCACCAUCCUGGCCUUCAUCUCCGGAAUCUUCUUCAUCCUCUCAGGUCUGUCUCUGGUGGUGGGCCUGGUGUUGUACAUCUCCAGUAUUAAUGAUGAGAUGUUGAACAGGACCAAGACCAACGAGGCCUACUUCAGUUACCAGUACGGCUGGUCCUUCGCUUUCGCUGCCAUCUCCUUCCUGCUAACUGAGACGGCCGGCGUAAUGUCCGUCUACCUGUUCAUGAAGCGCUACACGGCCGAGGAGAUGUACAGACCCCACCCGGGCUUAUACGGGCCGCGCCACAGCAACUGCUCCGACUACUCUGGUCAGUUCCUGCACCCGGACACCUGGGACCAGCACGGCCGCAGCCCCUCCAGCAUCUCCAGCGAAGCCUCGCUCCAGAUGAACCACUCCCUCCACUCCAACUACCCAGCGCUCCUCAAGUGUCCCGAGUAUGACCGCAUGUCCUCCUCCCCAUGCUGAGGCCUGCGUGAAGCCCUGGAGCCUGGGCAGCGGGUUGCACACACAUCCCCAGGAAGGGAGAGUCUGGCUGGGUUGCUGAGGUGGUAGACAAGGUUGGUCGGUCUGGAGGAGGGCGAUUGGGAGGGCUGAUGGCGCCUAGGUUGUGUUUUGUGAGAGAGGGGGGGGCGUAUCUUUUUCCAUGUGUGUGACGACCUCUUUUGAAGUCCUCUUGUAGUGCCAUUUUCUGAAUUUUGACACAUUUGGGAGAUGGCGACCCCCACAGCCAACCUUCCAUCUCUGGUUUUACUCAAAAUACAGUAGAAGUAGUAAUUCUCAAUCAGACCUUGUUCACCUUCGCCAUACAGUACGUUCUCCAUCUUGGUCAAUAUAGAAGCCGAUAUCUCCCCGGUAACCCACAUAGGACUUCUGUCAAAUGUAUAACUUGUAAGAUAAUAUACUAUAAGUGGGUAGAUUGAAAGUGAAACGUUUUCCUCUCUUUAUUAUCUAUUUAUUUUGACUGUGGUUUAAUCAUCCCGUCAGAGAGCAGGAGGUUUAUUACAAGUAUUUUAUCAAUUUGAUUCUUUUUUCAUCAUCCAUCUCACGCUCAGUACUGUUAAUAAAGACAGAGAUAAAGUUUGUAUAUUUUUGAAUGGAAAGAAACCAUGAAGCUUCUACUACAUCCAUGGAGUCCAAAUGAAGUCCCUGCAGAAUUACAGGAUGUACAUAAUGCAUUGAAAAGGGGGGACUAAAGGGAUGAUGAAGCUAAAGGAGAGAGAAAAGAGAAUAGUGUGUGUAUAGCCUCAGAACAUGGUUUGAUGGUCAUUGAGACCAUCAGAUAUGGAGAGCCAGUUUGAAUGUAAUGUAGCUGAUGAAGAAUGCAAAGUUGAUAUAAGCUAAUCCUGAUUUUGCUGUUAAGGAGAUACCCUGUUAGAAAAAAAUCUUACUGUGUUAAAUGUGACCAACUUGAAAAUACAUCUUGUCUCAUAUACGUUAUAUAUUUAAGCUAUAGUAUUUAUGCCAUAGUAAGACCUCAUUAAUUGUUCAAUCUUUGUACAUUUUAAAGUCAAUUAUCAAUUUAGAGGACAACCAUUGUCGAUGUUCAAUGUUGCGACUGAUGUUAGUUGUUAUUUAUUAACAAUAUUAUGUUUUUUCUUGAUCGGUGGUCUCAUUGACAGCCUAGAAGUUUCUACCCACAGUGCGCAAAUUGCAAAGGCGGGAAAAAAAGAGAAUAGCAAAAAAAAGGAGAAGGGUAUUGGAGUGGAGAAGCGUGUGGCUACAUCUAACAACAUCCGAUAGUGUUAUGGUUGUUCAACAUUUCUACAUUGGAGCUUCAUAAAAUACAUAUGGCAUGUUUCCACUUGAUAGCUUUGUUCAGUUUGAAGGAUAAGUCGUUUAUUUUGAGAAAAAAUACAAAUGUUAAAACUGUCAGUCAAAUAUGAAAUAUCUCACAUUGUCAAACACUAUUUGAGUUGUUUCUUCAGAUUAGAACAGUCUUCUCAAUAUUUGUUGCUUUCUAUUUGUGUUAACACUGUAUAUGUUUAAUCAUAAACAUGUACAUGGACUGAAAUCUUUUAUAUAGACUAUUACAUGUGUAAGUUAUAACCAUCUGGAUGUUCUACUCAUUUGUAGCCAUGGUAAUCCAUAGAACCAUUCAUCUAUGCAGUAUAUCUAUUAUGCCUGUGGUUAUAGCUGCUUUGCCUCUUGCAUCGCCUAUUCAAAAUGUGAGAUUUUGCAUUUGUUGUAAUACGCUUAAUAUUUUAGAAAAUAUUCAAGUCCGAGAAGAAGUCAUUGGAGAUGUUGAAAUGUAUUUUUUUACGAAGAGUAAUUUUCAUGAUGUUCAAUGUGCAAUCUACUGUAUUAUAUCUCUGUUGAAAAUAAAUAAAAACUGCUGUAUUUGA
Messenger RNA from Salvelinus sp. IW2-2015, 2861 nucleotides. Its product is annotated as voltage-dependent calcium channel gamma-5 subunit. Lineage: Eukaryota; Metazoa; Chordata; Actinopteri; Salmoniformes; Salmonidae. The record is from RefSeq and is a predicted model, not a curated record. Gene Ontology annotation, biological process: postsynaptic neurotransmitter receptor diffusion trapping; positive regulation of synaptic transmission, glutamatergic; transmission of nerve impulse. Gene Ontology annotation, molecular function: channel regulator activity; voltage-gated calcium channel activity. Gene Ontology annotation, cellular component: postsynaptic density membrane; AMPA glutamate receptor complex.